This is a messenger RNA of Lottia gigantea (owl limpet), 339 nucleotides long. RefSeq lists its product as hypothetical. Lineage: Eukaryota; Metazoa; Mollusca; Gastropoda; Lottiidae. The transcript is spliced from 2 exons. The record is from RefSeq and is a predicted model, not a curated record. The annotation marks the transcript as partial.
AAUUGCAGGAACGAGAACAGUUAGAAAGAGAUGAAGCGCUAGAAGCGUCGAAGAAACCGUCUAAAAGUGGAAGAGGAAAAACUAAAACAAUGGCUAUUGAAACUAAACCUUCACCACAUGGUAUUCGUGUUGUACCACGUGUUGAUUCAGCCAUUAAAACCAAAGCGGCCAAAGCUGAUCAAGCCAAAAAACGAAAGGAAAAGAAAGAAUUAAAUUUUGAUAUAGAUGACGAUAUCAAGAAGGAACCGGAAGAGGCAGAAGAAAAAGAAAAGAAAAGUUUAGCAGAAAGAUUAAACAUUAAUAAGAAAAAAAUAUUCAAAAAAGAGAAAGAUCCAAAUA